This is a messenger RNA of Aphanomyces invadans, 1755 nucleotides long. RefSeq lists its product as hypothetical. The coding region runs from base 1 to 1755 and encodes 584 amino acids. The record is from RefSeq and is a predicted model, not a curated record. NCBI's taxonomy places the organism in Eukaryota, Oomycota, Saprolegniomycetes, Saprolegniales, Verrucalvaceae. The transcript has a single exon.
AUGAAAGCUUGGGUGGCACGUCCGGCGGACCUUCCAUGGAUAAAUAAUCACCUAAAUCUUGGGCAGGAGCGACGUAAGCUCACCGCCCGUCAUGACAACGUGGUUGUCCGACUGCGCUUUGCGAACAUGGAUCGACGGAGGGCGGGCCAACGAGGUCGGUUUGUCGGGCGGUCGAGUCGCCACCGACGUCAUGGACGCCGUCGACUUGGCUGGUUUACAUUCGCCACUGACCCAUUCGUGGUCGAGCGCUUCCAUGGGCGUGUACCGCGUCGCGGGGUCCCAUCGAAAGCACUUGGUGAGCAGGUCCACGAGCUUUGCGUCGUGGCACUUGAUGAGCGCGCGGAACUCACGCGAGUUGGGGCGACGCUUCCGUCCGCGCGAGUUGACGGUCGUCGUGGGGUCGCCGUUGUCGUCGAAAAAGUGUUUUCGUCGCUUGCAUUUGUCAAUCAUGUGCUUGGGAGGAACGUCAAACACUUCCAUGAUGCACGCGAGUUGCUCGCCUUCGUUCUCGCCGGAAAAGACGGGAUACCCCGUGAACAGCUCGCCCAAAAUGCACGCAAAGCUCCACAUGUCAAUGGGCAUCCCGUACGGCAGACCGAGGACGACUUCGGGCGCUCGGUAGAACCGCGACUGAAUGUACGUAAAGAACGUGGCGUGGUGAAAGCACGACGACCCAAAGUCGAUGACUGCGAUCUGCGUCGACUUGGGUUUGCGCAGGAGGAUGUUUUCCGGCUUGAGGUCGCAGUGGACAACGUUGUUUGCGUGGAGAAAUACGAGGCAGUCGAGCAGAUCGACCGCGAUUUUCUUGAGCAGCGGCAUCGGGAGGCCGCGAAAUUGCUCGAGCUUCAAGUACUCGUACAAGUUGAUGCUGAGCAACUCAAACACGAGGCACAGGUGGUUCCGAAACACAAACGUGUCGAGCAUUGCAAUCACGUUGCUAGUCCCGUCCACGUCGGCACGGUUCAAAUGCUGGAGCAACUGGACCUCCACGAUCGACUGCUCCUGGAAUUUCUGCUUGUUCCGGACGAUCUUGACCGCGACCAUUUGCCGCGUCGCAUAGUCGUGGCACUUGAGCACUUGGCCAAACGACCCGCGCCCCAAGUGCCCGACGACGUCGUAUCGAUACGCAAUGUGGUCAUGCACGUUGACGAUGUAGUCGCCUUUGUCGUCGUCAAACCCAUGGUUGGCGACGCCGGUCGUCCGCGACUUGGACUCGACUGUCCCGACGUAAUGCACGGUCGUGUAGUCCAAGAUCUCGAUCGCUUCGUGCGCCGUGAGCGCCGCCGCGUGGUGUGCGGAUGCCAGGACUUCGUGUGGCUUCAUGGGCUUUGUUGUCGAGUUGGACGACGACGUCGAGCGCUUCCUGUGAGACGACGACGUGGUGCGGUGGUGGUCGAACCCACGCACGAUCUCCUUUGGCUUGUACGGGUGGUGCGCUUGGGCUGGUUGCGCUGGCUCUGGCGGGGCUGCGGGUUGUUGGGGAGCCAUGGGAGUAGCGUCGGACGGACCCUUGCUGCCGUUGUUGUCGACGGUCAUCGAGUCGAUGAGCGAGUUCGACACGUGCUUGUCUGGAGCACGUGCCGCGAUUGCGUCGGCCACAACCUGUGCCUUGGUCUGGUCGUUCACGGCGGCAGUCGACUCUGCAACGAUCAUCUUGUGCAGUUUCGUCGUGACCUCGCGAAUGCUGCGGUGCUUUCGAUGGCCAGGACGCAGACGCAGCAUGGGGAGUUCCAUAUCCACUGCAGCGUGGUGUGA